CAUGUCCACUAUGUGGGACUCUGAGCUUUAUGGGAAAGGAGUACUGUUGCGCCGAUUUGAAUGACAACUAUUCAUGCUGCACUUUUGAAGACUAUUAUUACAAAGGUGGCUUCCUGGACAGCAAGACGCUGUACAUUACGAUUGCUGUGGCAGCUGGUAUUCUGGUGUUGUUGCUGGUCCUCAUUUGCUGCUGCUGCUGCGCUUGCUGCCCUUGCAACCGACGGCGCCGACAAGGUGCUGUGUACAACAGUGUUGUGCUACCAGGAAAUGCUCCAGCAUACCAGCCCAGUUCAGUUCAAUACCACCCUGCGCAAUAUCCUCCACAACCUUCAUCCAACCCAUAUCUUGCUCCAGCUGCAUCUGCUCCAGCUUAUCCUACACUUCCAAAGGUUUAGUCAUUUAUUAGUUUCAAUGCGCACAAUUAAUGGUUUGUGCCAAAGCAGGAACUCUUUAGUUUGUUCAUCUUUCUACUUCAAAUCUAGGAAUUUUAAUUUUUGAAUGUGAUAUUAUUUGCAUAGAAUAUCUCUUCACUCUCAAUUGUACUUAACUGUUGCCAUAUUUUUAGCUACUUGGCUACAGUGUGAGUGUUUGCUCCAUAAUUUGAGUUGUUCUGUAGCUAACUCUCCUCCUAGUUCUAACAAAUAACGGCUUGUAAGUUAAAUUUAAGAACGUAAAGGAUUAUUAUAUUUAUUGUACUUUGUGUCACGACUUUAAUUUAAUUGACGAAGAGUCACUUUAAUAUUAUAGAUAUUUAUGUUAUUACUACUGUAGUUUUCAAUGUAAGGAAAGACAUUUUAAAUGGUUGUGUAAAAUUUACUCUUAACUUGCGUUGUCUCAAGCCAUUGUUUUUUUUUCUUUUGAAGCAGUGUAUUUUGUUUCUUGAAUGUAUGUAAUAUUUUCUUUAGUCAUUUGACUUGACACAUUUUAUCACAUAAGAGACAAUAUUCAAAAACAUACUCUUUAAGUUAUUUCCUUUUCUUCAGUUAUUUUACCUAAGUUUUAUUUUCCAUUUUAGAAAAGAAAUUUGCAUUCCAUUUGUACCAAAAAUGAGAAACUAUAUAUAAUAAUGCUUAAUGAUGUUAUGUGAAACAAUUUUCGGUAGUGUAGUCGUAGUGAAGCUCUAAAACUCCUGUUGUGAUUAGUUUUUAACAUCAAAACAAAAAUUUUGAUCAGACCAAAGUUUUCUUUAUGUAGAAAUGAAGCAGUAUUAUGCUGCAAAUUUUGAACUAAUAGUAUAUGUUUCGAAAGAUCUUUGUUUUAAGAGGUGUGUGAUACGAUUUUCUGCAUGGACUUCUGUUACACAAAUGUCUGUUUGAUGACCAAACUUUUGGUUUUAAAAUAUUUGCUCCAUGGAAACGUAUACCAUGUUUUUUCAACUUAAAGCUACUGCCAUUUUGUAUCACCAGUGUCACAUAUUGGUGAUUUUGUCCUUAUUUUUCUCCAGUCUGAAAACAAGGGGCUUGAACAAAAGAGUUACGUUCAAGCAAGGGGAUACCAUAUAGUAAGUACAUAUUGGGAUACUGUUUAAGCAUUUGAAGUCAGAGAAGGGCUAUCCCACAAUGAGGCUUUGGUUUUACAAUUGAUGAAAGGCUGUUUACAUAUGGUAUACAUUUACAGCUGAGGAAAAGCUUCAAGUCGUAUGUUUGAUGACAGUUAUUUUACUUUUGGUUAGCUUUUAUUUUUUACUUUUUGAACACAAUACAAUCUUCUGUUGCUCGAUAUGCGUUUGAAUGGCUGUUCAUUUUUAGUGGCAAUUUAACUCUUGAAUUUCAUAGAGUUUUUGUAUUAAUAUCAGUGUGCUUCUACCGAACACUCAAAACAGUUUUUUCAGUUUUAUUGAAUUCAAUUAUCUCCAAAAAUUCACACAUAAGUGAAAAAGCUCUUACCAGGUUCAUUUUGUUGAUAACCAGCUCGACAUGGGAUAUACUCAAGACUCCUGGAGUUAAGUCUGAUAUCUUUUAUGUUGCAAAGUUUUCUAUUUUGAGACAACUUGUUGCUGUAUGAACAUAGCUCUGAAAAGUACUGCCACAUGUAAAGUUAGGACCUUUGUAAUAAAUAGUGCAGAUGUGUGUGAAUUUGUUUCUGAAUUAAAAGAAAAAAAUACCUUCUCAA
Molecule: messenger RNA, 2112 nt
Organism: Frankliniella occidentalis (western flower thrips)
Lineage: Eukaryota; Metazoa; Arthropoda; Insecta; Thysanoptera; Thripidae
Source: RefSeq, a predicted model, not a curated record